AUGCCGUUCACCAAGACGCAGAAGAGCAACGCCUACUUCAGCAGGUACCAGGUCAAGUACAAGCGCCGCAGGGAGGGAAAGACCGACUACUAUGCCCGCAAGCGCUUGAUCACCCAGGCCAAGAACAAGUACAAUGCGCCCAAGUACCGCCUCGUCGUCCGCUUCACCAACCGUGACAUUGUCGCUCAGAUCAUCUCCUCUGAGUUGACCGGUGACAAGGUCUUCUGCGCUGCCUACGCCCACGAGCUCAAGGCCUACGGCAUUGAGCACGGUCUCACCAACUGGGCUGCUGCCUACGCCACUGGAUUGCUCUUGGCCCGCCGCACUCUCAAGAAGCUCGAGCUCGACGAGGACUUCGAGGGUGUUGAGGAGGCCGACGGCGAGUUCAGCCUCACCGAGGCCGUCGAGAUUGACGGCGAGCAGCGCCGUCCCUUCAAGGUCUUCCUCGACGUUGGUCUCGUCCGUACCUCCACUGGUGCCCGUGUCUUCGGUGCCCUCAAGGGUGCUUCCGACGGUGGUCUCUACGUUCCCCACUCCGAGAACCGCUUCCCCGGUUACGACAUCGAGACCAAGGAACUCGAUGCCGAGACCCUCCGCAGGUACAUCUUCGCCGGACACGUCGCUGAGUACAUGGAGACUCUCGCCGAUGACGACGAGGAGCGCUACAAGUCCCAGUUCCAGGGUUACAUCGACGACGAUGUUGAGGCUGAUGGUCUUGAGGAGCUCUACGCCGAGGCCCACAAGCAGAUCCGCGAGGACCCCAACAAGAAGGUCGAGUCUGACGCUCCCCAGAAGACCAAGGAGGAGUGGAAGAAGGAGUCUCUCAAGUACAAGAGCCAGAAGUUGUCCAAGGCCGAGAAGGAGGAGCGCGUCAGGGCCAAGAUCGAGGAGCUCAAGGCUUAA
This is a messenger RNA of Aaosphaeria arxii CBS 175.79, 903 nucleotides long. RefSeq names its product 60S ribosomal protein L5-B. Gene Ontology annotation, cellular component: cytosolic large ribosomal subunit; ribosome. Gene Ontology annotation, molecular function: 5S rRNA binding; structural constituent of ribosome. Lineage: Eukaryota; Fungi; Ascomycota; Dothideomycetes; Pleosporales. The record is from RefSeq and is a predicted model, not a curated record. Gene Ontology annotation, biological process: translation; ribosomal large subunit assembly. The transcript is spliced from 5 exons. Bases 1 to 903 code for a protein of 300 amino acids.